GACCGCACGCGACAGACAUGUACGCCAAGUUAUUCAUUGUAUGCUGCGCGUGCGCCGCGGCGGCGGCGGCACCUGGCCUGCUGGACUACGGCUACUCGGCCCCGAUCUCACACUCGGUGGUCUCGGCACCAGUGGCUGUUGCCGCGCCCGUGUACAAAACCUACGCAGCGCCUGUAGUCAAGACCAUCGCUGCUCCAGUAGUACACGCUGAACCUAUCGACCCCAACCCUGCGUACAGCUACGCCUACGGGGUACAGGACCCCCACACUGGUGACCACAAGGACGCCCAAGAGACUUUACAGAACGGAGUAGUCCACGGCUCAUACAGCUUAGUGGAGCCCGACGGCCACCUGAGGAAGGUCACAUACACCGCUGACAAGAUCAACGGUUUCAACGCUGUUGUUGAAAGGACUGGUGGCACUCACGCGGCUCCCGUAGCGAUAGCGCCUGCCCACGUGGUAGCUGCGCCCGCGCCCAUCGCCAUCGCAGCCCACGCGCCGCUAUCCUUCGGCCACGGCUGGCACUAGUCACAUCCUCUAACUCACUUCACUUGAUGCACCGCUGACGGAGAAACGGCUGGACGGCAACCUUCACUUCGCGCGAACUGCAGACAAACGCUAGUUGAGUUAGCAAAUGAUAACUUGCAUCAAUUGUUGGCCACUUCUGGCAAAGGACUUUAGUGCAGCGAAGCAGAAGUAUCCCGGCUGAUAAGAUACCCAUGAGUUUUAUAUGGAAGAAAGCUUACAAAAAGCGUCGCUCCUAGUAUUAUUAAUUUAUGUUGCUGAAUGAAGCGUUACUAUAUUGAUAUGGGAUGUUCUAUCAGCCGUUCGAAGAGGAAAAGCUAUCGGAAUGUAUGUAUUAGUUUCUGCAACCGUUUUCUGCUGUGUAGAAAAGGUUGGAAAGACGACGGUAUUUCACUUUGGAUUAUUAAUGGAAGGGAUGUUUUUAUUAGAUGAUGGUGUUUGGAUUUUUGUGUUUUACGGUAUGUGUUUGCCCAGUCAGCGAUGCAACAAGGUUGAUGACCUCGCC
Molecule: messenger RNA, 1029 nt
Organism: Pararge aegeria (speckled wood butterfly)
Lineage: Eukaryota; Metazoa; Arthropoda; Insecta; Lepidoptera; Nymphalidae
Gene: Cpr64Ac
Product: cuticle protein 7
Exons: 4
Coding region: 18-527 (169 amino acids)
Cellular component (GO): extracellular matrix
Source: RefSeq, a predicted model, not a curated record